AUUCCGGCAAGCGUCCUUCCUUAUAUUUUGCAUCUGUCUGUAUGUUAGCCAUAAAAUAAUUAAUAGGUGUAAAUAUUUUUUCUGAUUUUCAAGUGAAUAAUUAUGGCUAAAAAUCGUUCUGCCUCUGAAACAUCAGAGAAAGAAAAGAAAAAAGAUAAAGAACGAUCUCGUGAUAAGAAAAAAACUUCGGGAUCAAGCAGUAGUGACAGCAGUUCAUCAGACAGUAGCUCUGAUCAUUCUUCAAGUGCAUCUAGAUCAUCGAGUAGUUCCAGUAGCGGUUCUUCUUCACGAUCCAGUUCAUCAUCGAGCUCAUCCUCUAGUUCCAGUAGCGGAGCAGAUCGUGUUCGACCCAAACACAAAGCACGUAGUCGUAGUAAGAGUCAAAUUAAGGAUAAAGAUAAGGAUAAACGUGAAAAGGAGAAAGACGAGAGAAAAGAAAAUGAAAAAGAUAAAGAAAAUGAUAAACGUAAACCAACCAGCACCCCAUCAAACGAUAAACCAAAACCACGACCACGAUCAAGAUCUCCAUCAUCCAGACGUAAACGCCGUGAAAGGUCACCAACACCACGGCCAACAAAAAUUCACAUUGGACGUUUAACACGAACAGUAAAUCGUGAACACAUUGUAGAAAUAUUCUCAACAUAUGGACAAAUAAAAAGUGUUGAAUAUUCAGUAGAUCGUACGCAUACCCAUCUUGGACGAGGCUUUGCUUAUGUGGAAUUCACUACACCUGAUGAAGCUGAAAAUGCUAUGAAACAUAUGGAUGGUGGUCAAAUUGACGGACAAGAAAUAACUGCUGCACCGGUUUUAAUGCAGAAACCACGAGCAAUGCCAUUACGACGUAGUCCAUUGCCCCCUCCAAUUCGUAGAGGUCCACCCAUGCAUCGACGAUCACCGAUGCCACCAAGAUUCCGUAGACGUUCUCCAAUUCGGCGACGAUCACCGCCACCACCACCUAGACGUAGACCCAGAUCGCAUUCACGUAGUCCUGUUCGUAGUCGACGUCGACAUAGUAGAUCUAGUUCUAGUAGUUCACGAUAGUUAUUAUUUUAUAUGCUACAUUUAUUUCAUGAAAUUAAUUAUCUAAUAUAAACCAUAAAAUAAUUCACAAAAUAAGUUUUAUUGAAUUGCACUGUGCGUUUGAUAAUCUAAGGGAAAUUAAGCAAAGUUUCGGAGUAUACUUAAAAAUUAAUAUUUGAUUAAAGUUUUAAAGCUCCUUUAUAAGAAUCAAAAGAUUUAAAGAGCAUCUACUCCUGCUGCGUGUUACGCUACGCGAUACUUAAAGUAUCGAUUUUAAACGAUAAUUAAUUAAUUUAUAGAAAUUGGAUCUCAGCUGAUUUUUCUUUAACUAGAGUGUGUUGGUAUAUUACAGUUUUAUGGCUUUGAACGCCUAAGUCAACAUAAUUAUAACUUUUUAUCUCACGAUGGAGAAAAAGAUUGAUGUUUAAGCUCAUGUGAGUUAUUUAGUGGCACUUAUAUAUAAUUUUUGGCUAGCUGUUUAACCAGAGAAACUUUGAUUUUUUUAAGGUUUUAAAAUAUUGACCUGAAGAGAAAAAUUUUCUAUUUUUAAAACUAUACUCUGUAUAAUGGGAUAAGCAAAAGGCAGCAUUUUCAUCUACGAUUUUUAUGAAUACAAUCUUUCGCGUGGAUUCUGAUACAAAACUUAGUACACUAAUAAAAUUGACACAAGAUCUUAAAGGAAUAACAUGCUCUUCAAGAGAUUUGUGUUGGGACAACUUUUUUUUUUAAUAACGAGAAUCAUUACCGAUAAGAUUUGUAAAAGGUGUCUUUUCUUCCUCAAAUUCAAAAAUAAGUAGCACAACAAGCUCAAGGCAGGAGUAAGUGCAAAAUUACUAUUUCUCUUUGGUUAUUAAGUUACACACUUGGUGCUUAGAUGUUUUGGAUAUACCAUAGCCAUUGUAUUUAAUCAAAGUAUUUAAUGUGAUCAAAAACGAAAAAUUUUUAACUUCAAAAUAUAAUAUUGAUACCAAGAAAAUGAUUUCUAAAAUGACAAGUCCAAACAAAAGAAAAAACUAAUAUUAUUUUGUUUCUAUAAAAUUUUGAAAUCACCGUAUUUGGUCAAAGUCGAAAAAUCUAUUAAUACGGCUUUAUGGUAUGGGAGCUGGUGACAGAAAUUUUCGCACAAUUUAAGCAUGGUUAAGUCUUUCCGCAGGAUCCGAAAAAAAUUUUUAAUAUACAAUUUUACCAAAGACGAAACUUAUUUUUAACGAUUAAUUAAAGUCAAAGAAAUGAGAAAAUGUAAACCUUGUUUGCAACUGUAAUGGAAUAACUUAUUACUGACAAAAACUCAACCUUGAUCUAUUUGUAAAUUUUAAAAUUAUUUUUGAAAUAUCUAUCACCUGGGAAAACUUCUCAGCUCUUAGAAGACGGUGUUUGCAACUGUAAUUAAAUGGAAGACAAUGAUUUUCCUUUUACUUAUUACACCAACUAUCUACUUACAAAAGCUCAAUCUUUGUUCAAUUUGUACAUUUUAAAAAUAUUUUUGCAAUGUCUUAACACCUGGGACGACGCAUAUUACAACAUAUUUCGAAUAGAAGACUUACAUUUUCUCAUUUCUUUGACUUAAAUUAAUCGAUAAAAAUAAGUUUCCUCUUUGGUCAAAUUGAACAAUUAAAAAAUUUUUUUGCGACGUUUCGAGCCCUCCAUUCGGAUCCUGCAACGCAUACGAGUUGGAAGACCAAUAGCUUACUCACUCAUUGGGUCAGUAUCGAUAAAAUGUGUUCUCAAUCUUGCUCAAAUAAUGACUUAAAAACUGUCACUAGCUUCCCUAUCAUUACUAUAUCCAAUACAUCUAGAAGAAGGAAUAUUAAUUUUAAUUUAUCAUCCCAACUUUCCUGAUCCUUUCGAUAAUUUAAAUUUUAUUAAUCUCGUAAUGAUGGAUGUUCAAUUAAGACAACUGUUUAAAAAUAAAUGGUGCCAAAAAACACCAUUUCGAAAAUACUGACUUGAACAUUU
This is a messenger RNA of Chrysoperla carnea, 2976 nucleotides long. It is a transcript of the gene RnpS1, whose product is annotated as RNA-binding protein with serine-rich domain 1-B. Bases 103 to 1041 code for a protein of 312 amino acids. Gene Ontology annotation, cellular component: nucleoplasm; cytoplasm; ASAP complex. Gene Ontology annotation, molecular function: RNA binding. Gene Ontology annotation, biological process: mRNA splicing, via spliceosome. The transcript is spliced from 3 exons. The record is from RefSeq and is a predicted model, not a curated record. Lineage: Eukaryota; Metazoa; Arthropoda; Insecta; Neuroptera; Chrysopidae.